Molecule: messenger RNA, 2000 nt
Organism: Scaptodrosophila lebanonensis
Lineage: Eukaryota; Metazoa; Arthropoda; Insecta; Diptera; Drosophilidae
Product: stabilizer of axonemal microtubules 1
Exons: 4
Coding region: 129-1619 (496 amino acids)
Biological process (GO): microtubule anchoring
Cellular component (GO): ciliary basal body; centriole; axonemal microtubule
Molecular function (GO): microtubule binding
Source: RefSeq, a predicted model, not a curated record
CUGUGCUCUGAGCAAAAACAAAAUUAUUUCCCCCGACAACUGUUCAACUUUUGUGUAUGUGUUUUAUUUAGAGCAAGAAUCUUUCAGCUAGCAUCCAACCGCUUAUACAAAGCGAACGUAAUUCGAUAAUGUCUGGCGAUUGCAAUAGUUAUUGCCCGGGAAAUGCCGAUCCCUGUCAGGCGCCCGUCGAUUUUUCACCCUGCCCUCCCGGCGGCGACUGCCCACCCUGUACUGGAGGCGACUAUGCCGGCUGUUGUUAUCAGCAGCCUCCACGCACUCAGCCCAUCCGUCCGACUUCCCAUUUCAUGCGCUCCACAGCCCCCCUGGAGACUGAAACCAUCUAUAAGCGUUCCUACUACGCCAACUGUGGCGAUUGCUAUCGCGCCCGUCCAGUCCUACCCAGCUCCCAGAUACGCAGCAGCCAGGCCCCCUUGGAGAAAUGCACCGUCCAGAAGCUAUCGUACAUGCCGCCCUGCGUGUGCGGCCGCACGCCCCCUAUCCGCCCUAUGGAGAACGGCCUACGCUUCGAAGGACCCAUCUAUGCGAUGUCUUCGCAGAAGCACGAUUACGUGCCAAAGGGCGGUGUGAAGCGUGAUCCUAUCAUGCCACGCGGCGCCAUUUGCAGCUCAUCGGCACCCAUGGAGCGCUGCACCAUUCAAAAGUUGAGCUACAUGCCCGUGGAUGUGUGCCAGAACCCUCCCCCCAAGCCCAUGGUACAGGGCUCCCACUAUUGUAAACCCGUCGGUCCGAUGGAGCGGUGCACCGUCCAGAAACUGAGUUACAUGCCGGUCUGCCUGCCAGCCAAGGAGCCCACACCCUGGGCGGACAAGGUACGCUGUGUGCCACCACGUUAUCAGAAACUGUGCACCACCUACAACUUGAGUUACAUGCCCAAUUGCAAUGCCGGACGCACUGCACCGGUGGUCCCAAUUUCCAAUUUGCGCUUCCUGGGCGGCAAUGCCGGCGCUGCCAGCACAGUCUAUAAAAUGAGUUACAUGCCCGUGGAUGCCUCGAAUUCCAAGCCUGCGGCCAUUUUGCCACGCAACACUUUCUCUCGCGCCACCGGACCACUGGAGAAGUGCACCAUACAGAAGCUAUCGUAUCAACCCAAUUGUUGUGCCGAGCGCACUCCCCCCAUCCGUCCCAUGGAGAAUGGCCUGCGAUUUGAUGGACCCAUGUACGCCAUGACAACCCAAAAGCACGAUUUCGUGCCCAAACCACAUGUGCGUCGUGCCCCCAUUGUUCAGGGCACUGCCUUCUGCCGUCCCAGUGGCGCUAUGGAGCGCUGCACCGUCAAUAAAUUGUCGUAUAUGCCAGUUGAUGUUACUUGUUUCCCACGACCGGAUCCCAUUAGGCCGCGUCUGGGCUUCUGUCGCAACGAGGGUCCAAUGGAGAACUGUACCACCUACAAAUUGAGCUACAUGCCCAACUGUUUGCCACCGAAGGAGCCACUUCCGUGGGCCCGCUACACCUCGUAUUGUCGCCCAAGCGGACCCAUCGAGAAGUGCACCAUACAGAAGCUCAGUUACGGACCACCGGGCAGCUUCCAACGUUGCGGUGGUCCUUGCGGCACUGGCAAUUGCGAUCCAUCUGGUUUCCCCAAGGCUGGCAUUUGUUAGAGAGGAAAUAUCUUUGUCUUGCCCUUUGUACAGGUUCCCUUUUUCUAAUGUGUUCCAGCUCUCAUUAUUACUGUUAUUCAAAAUCUGUGUAUCCUUCUUGAAGGCAUGUAGCGCUCCAAGUCCUUCUGCUACGACUGAACCAAAGUUUUAGCUUAGCUUACCGAGCACUAUAGGCCUAUUUGUCUCCUUUGUCCAAUAAUGUUGAAAAUGUUUAAUUAUGUACAUCGCACUGUUUAGGUCCCUAAAAACUACAAAAAUUUAAUGUUUUAAAGCGUUGGAAGAUUGUCAGGUAAUAUAUAUCUAUAUAUGUAUGCAUAUAUUUGUAUCUGAAGAUUUACCUUAUAAAAAUUAUGAAUAAAAGUGUAAAACAUUAAUGUUAAA